Messenger RNA from Osmerus eperlanus (European smelt), 1051 nucleotides. Its product is annotated as proteasome subunit alpha type-6. Bases 24 to 809 code for a protein of 261 amino acids. The transcript is spliced from 7 exons. Lineage: Eukaryota; Metazoa; Chordata; Actinopteri; Osmeriformes; Osmeridae. Gene Ontology annotation, biological process: ubiquitin-dependent protein catabolic process; proteasomal protein catabolic process. The record is from RefSeq and is a predicted model, not a curated record. Gene Ontology annotation, cellular component: proteasome core complex, alpha-subunit complex; proteasome core complex; cytosol.
GACUUCCGGGAAAUGAAUUGUGAAUGAAGUUGUGCAGAUUGAAACAUUUGACGAGCGAAUUUGCUAAAAUGUCACGGGGCUCUAGUGCAGGUUUUGAUCGUCACAUCACAAUAUUCUCUCCAGAGGGUAGACUGUACCAAGUUGAGUAUGCUUUCAAGGCCAUAAACCAAGGAGGUCUCACAUCUGUAGCAGUCAGAGGAAAAGACUGUGCAGUGGUAGUUACACAGAAGAAAGUACCGGACAAGCUGUUGGACGCCUCUACUGUCACUCACCUGUUCAGAAUUACAGAGAACAUCGGAUGUGUGAUGUCAGGAAUGACAGCGGACUGUAAAUCGCAGGUGCAGCGGGCCCGUUACGAGGCCUCUAACUGGCAGUACAAGUACGGUUACGAGAUCCCGGUGGACAUGCUGUGUAAGAGGCUAGCCGACAUCUCCCAGGUCUACACACAGAAUGCAGAGAUGAGGCCGCUAGGCUGCUGUAUGAUAGUGAUAGGUGUGGAUGAGGAGAGCUCUCCCCAAGUGUUUAAGUGUGAUCCAGCGGGGUACUUCUGUGGCUUCAAGGCCACUGCUACAGGCGCCAAACAGACAGAGGCAACCAGCUUCCUGGAGAAAAAAGUGAAAAAGAAACACGACUGGACCUUUGAACAAACUAUUGAGACGGCUAUCACAUGUUUGUCGACUGUCCUGUCCAUUGAUUUCAAGCCCUCUGAGCUGGAGGUGGGGGUUGUCACAAUAGAAAACCCCAAGUUCAGGAUUCUGAGUGAGUCUGAGCUGGACUCUCACCUGGUGUCCCUAGCUGAGAGAGACUAAUGCUAAGAACUUUCUCCUUCCUGUCUGAGAGACAAUCAGUGAAGAGAUACUGACGCUAAAAUCUGCUUCUUUCCUGUCUGAGAGCCAAUCAGUAAAGAGAGACUGAGACAGAGACAUGCCUCCUUCCUGUCUUAGAGCCAAUCGGUGAAGAGAACGGGACAAGUAAGCCCCAGAGAUGGAAUUAUGUUACUUUUUGUUUACUGUAUAUUUACCCUGUUCCAUUCAAUAAAUACCUUUUUGGA